AUGGCGACCCUGACGGAGGAUGACAUCGAGAAGCUCUUCUCGGGCGCGCCUCAGUACUUCGCCAGGAACGAGAGCCACUUCCACGGUCCUCCCCACCCCAUCGUCGCCUUCCCCUUCGACGAGGAACUCGAGAUUCGGGAUCUGACGGACCACGUCCAGAUCGAGGACAAGGCCUGGAGCGGCGUCACGGCGUGGCCGCACAUCACGAUCGACGUCAACCGCGAUGCAACAGCCAAGCGGCAGGACCGGGAAGGCAACCGGGCCCACUUCCACAUUCGUUGCCGCGAGCGUCCCAACAUGCUCAGCAUGCAGGGCUUGGAGAAGGGGACGAUGGGCUACCAAGCUGGGUUGGAACUCUCGACGGCCGACUCGCUCGAAGAGGAGCAGUUCGGCUUCGAGAGCGUCGGCACCAAGGCUCGGGCCAUCGUCGAGGCCCGCGAGCGAAUGCUGUCCAGCUCCGGCCACCUUCACCGUCUGCCGGAGGCGGAGCUUCUAGACAGGCUCAGGCGCAACGGGGAGCUGUAUCGAAACAACCAUCUGCGGUCGAAGCCGUCGAUCGAGACGUACCAGGACCUGUUCCAGACCGUCAUGCGGCCGUGCAAGACGGUGAUUGACAACACCGACCGCCACAGCCUCUCGAACCAGAUCGUUGUUCUCCUCAAGUGCCUCGGAACGGCCAAUGUCUGGAUCGACUUUUCGCGCAUCGAGUGGCGCAUCCGGCUCGGGCAAGUCCUCUGGGGCGAGGAGAGCGGCGACGACCUCGACGACGCGACGGCCGUCCACGACGCCGACAAUGCGAACGAACGUGCCGAGGAAAAGUACUGGCUGUUCAUGCAGAUCCUCGUUUCCGUCGAGCUGCUGCUCCGGCUGGAUGCCAUCACCGAGGGAGUCGAGUACGGCUCGGGGGGGAUCAAGCCCAUCGACGUGGCCUACUUUGAGCGAGGGGCGACGCAAACGGUCAAGUGGUCCCUGCUGCUUGCCCAGAGCUGGCUCGAAAACAUCGAAGUGACGAAACACGAGGAUGCGGACGCGGCGAGAGCCGCGACCAACCGCCGCAGAAGCAGCACCACCGCCGCCACCAGCACCACUUGGCUCGCCUCCUUGGUGAGCAGGAUGACGAACAUGCACCAAAGAUCGCCGUCUCCGUCCCCGCCGUACGUCUACACGAUCAAGGGGCGGCAGAGCCAGAGGCAGGUGGACGGGCUCAUCCACUUUGCGAGAAAGAUCAUGUGGCCGGGCAUCGACCGGUACGAGGCUAGGAUUUCGCAGAACGCGCAGACGGCGGCCGAGACGAGAGCCGGCCAAGGGCCAAGCUCUCGGGCGCCGAGCUCGCUCCCCGCAGGAGGCGCAGGAUCGUCCUAUUUCGGCGCGUGGGACGUGACGUGCCACCAAGGCAAGCAUAAGCCGCGUGCGAAGACGCAGAGGCGGAGGCUGGCGGCUGCGCUGCACGAGUCGGGAUGGCUCACGAAGUCGUACGUCUUCGGGCUCAUGGUGCCCGGGGAAGCGCUGUGCCACUACCUGAUGGCGACGCUGCUCGAGAGCGACAGGGAGGCCAUGGCCAAGCUGGGAUCGUUUGCCAACCUGUCGGGGGGGUUCGUGUACUCGGAGAAGAGUUUUUGGAGCACCUCGUGCAUCGUCGGCCGCGUGCUCGCCGCCGGAAAGGGGUCGGCCGAGUGCAUGGGGUGGAUAUCGACCGACGUGCUGCCGGAGGGGGUGGGAGACGGAUGGCUAAGCAUCGAGGUCGAAGACGUUGCCGGAGACGUCGCUCAUCUGAGCAGAAAGGCGAGGCUGUGGGGGAAGAAGAAGAUUGAGCGCGAGUCGAGCAUCUUGGGGGACGCCAACGAAGAUUCCGUGCUGCCGGCCGACUUCAUCGUUCCCCACGAAAACACGUACUCGACGCCGCAGCCGAGCGUGUGGGUUGAGCUGCUGACGCUCGAGCUCUCGGCGUCGGCCGGAUCUGUGCCGGCGACGCCGCUGUCUCACAUCAUCGCGACGGCGGCGGCCGAGUGCGGCGAGGGACCCGAGAUGCUGUCGUACCCCGCGGCCGUCAAGUUCUCGGUAUCGACGGAAGGAAAGGGCGAGGAGGAGAUUGCGUACCCGCUCAAGUACGACAUCAACUUUGUGACGGCCCAUCCGUGCGCGCCGUCGCACCGCGUCAGGAUGCUCAAGUCGCCGUCGAGCCCGACGAUUCAGAAGAUUGACGUGUCCGGGUCCGACAUGCUCGGCAAGGGCUCGCGCUCGGUGUACAGGAUGGGGCAUCCUCUUCACAAGCACUUCCGCUACAAGCUCAUUCACAUCUCCGAGCUGCUCGAGAGGAGACAAUCGACGCUCUCGGAACUCCUUCUCGACGCCGAGUCGAACAGGGCUGGGAAGGAGAGGCGAGUGCUCGUCAUCGACUGCAUCACCAGCUCGUCCAGCUGUCCGCUGUCGCCGACGCUCGAGCGGGUGAUUUCGUCGCCGUCGCCGUCACCGACGUCGGACCGCAAGGGCAGCUUCUCGGCGGCGGCGCAGAUGUAUCUCGAAUCGCAGAAAAGACUGUUCGGCUCGGACAUGGAGAUUAUGGUCCGGGCCAUGUGCGCACAGCGCGGGUGGAACGCCGUCAUCAGCAGGAGGAGACGAGGCUGUUUGGCGUGCGCGAUCCGGGAAGCGGCGGCGCUGGCAUGGCAGGUGAUCAUUCGGGUCGAGUAG
Molecule: messenger RNA, 2688 nt
Organism: Drechmeria coniospora
Lineage: Eukaryota; Fungi; Ascomycota; Sordariomycetes; Hypocreales; Ophiocordycipitaceae
Exons: 3
Coding region: 1-2688 (895 amino acids)
Source: RefSeq, a predicted model, not a curated record